Molecule: messenger RNA, 1074 nt
Organism: Lachancea sp. 'fantastica'
Lineage: Eukaryota; Fungi; Ascomycota; Saccharomycetes; Saccharomycetales; Saccharomycetaceae
Source: the annotation of a GenBank genome assembly
AUGGUGGACCAGAUGAAACUGCUGAAAUGGGGGAAUCCAAGACUUUUUUCGGACUCACUUUGCGACUACUACCCGACGAGUUAUGACGAUUUGAACGCGUGGCUGGCGCGCGAUCGCGAACUCCCGCUUGAAGUACCCAUAGCUGGUCCCACACAGGUGGACUUGCUCGAUGCUGUUCUCUACAGGAAAAAGGACGGUGAGCUCGAUCUGGAGCACAAAUUGCGGGCCGAAUACGCUCUGUUUCAGGCCACUUCUGGGAAUUUGAAGGCAGAACAACAAAAUCAAGCGAGUUUGAAAAACAAGAGUGAGAUUCUGAGUCUGAUUCGAGAAUUAGGAUCUGUGGCUUUGAAUGAGGAUAACCUUGAAAAACUUUGGCGCGUCCAACGCGAUUCUGAAGAUGGUGAAGAAGACGCCAUUCCUAGCCCAUCUGCAAGCCGAAAUCUGCAACAGAAGCAAUUGGACGAAGUGACCUCUUACUUAUUGUCGAGUGCACUCCAGCGUGACAUCAAUCUCAAACCACCUCGAGAAGUGGCUCCCCACGAUGAUGUUGCGUUCGUCAAACAGUGCAUUGACGCCCUGAUGAAUGUGGUGAAUAAACAACCCACAGACUUGCCAGAGGGCAAAGCUCCGCAGACAAACGACGACACCACCACCGCAUUAAAAGAUUUGCAACUGGCCCACAGCUUCCUGACCAAAAAAUUCGAAAAUGAUAGAAAUGAGUAUCUUCACAGCAUAGAAAAACUAAACAGGACUCACAAAGAACUGGUUCAAGAAAACACAACACAUAUUUCCAAGAUUUCGGACCUAGAGGAUAAAUGCAAGAGCUUGGAGCAUCAGAAGGACAUUUUGACAAGGCACGUGGAAGGCUUGACCACAUCUAUUACACCCACUACAAUCUUGGCAUCUCCUCUCUCAAGUCCCGGCUCUGCAACAGGCAACGGAAACUCAUAUUCGAUUGGCGCAAUGAGAGCGGAGUUCAAGAAAAUUCUCACAGAAACCCGCCUAAAACACGAGGAGGAGCUCGAUCGUGAACUAUCUUUGCGCAGGACACUGGAGAAAGAACUGGGGCGAUAG